AUGGCCGAGCAACUUGUUCUUCGCGGCACCCUCGAGGGCCACUCCGGCUGGGUCACCAGCCUGGCUACCUCGCUUGAGAACCCCAACAUGCUUUUGUCUGCCUCGCGCGACAAGACCUUGAUCAUCUGGAACCUGACCCGCGACGAGACCUCAUACGGCUACCCCAAGCGCAGCCUCCACGGUCACUCGCACAUUGUCUCCGACUGUGUCAUCUCCUCUGACGGUGCCUACGCUCUUUCCUCGUCCUGGGACAAGACUCUCCGCCUGUGGGAGCUCUCGACCGGCCAGACCACCCGCCGCUUCGUCGGCCACACCAACGAUGUUCUGUCCGUCUCCUUCUCGGCCGACAACCGCCAGAUCGUCUCCGCUUCCCGCGACCGCACCAUCAAGCUGUGGAACACCCUCGGUGACUGCAAGUACACCAUCACCGACAAGGGCCACACCGACUGGGUCUCCUGCGUCCGCUUCUCCCCCAACCCCCAGAACCCCGUCAUCGUCUCUGCCGGCUGGGACAAGCUCGUCAAGGUUUGGGAGCUCGCCACUUGCCGUAUCCAGACCGACCACAUCGGUCACACCGGCUACAUCAACACCGUCACCAUCUCCCCGACGGUUCCCUCUGCGCUUCCGGUGAAGAAGAGCAAGGUUGACGAGCUCAAGCCCGAGUACGUCGAGGUUGGCAAGAAGAGCAGAGAGCCCGAGUGUGUUUCCCUCGCCUGGUCCGCCGAUGGUCAGACCCUCUUCGCCGGUUACACCGACAACAAGAUCCGCGCCUGGGGCGUCAUGUCGAGAGCUUAA
Messenger RNA from Aureobasidium musti, 795 nucleotides. Lineage: Eukaryota; Fungi; Ascomycota; Dothideomycetes; Dothideales; Saccotheciaceae. The record is from the annotation of a GenBank genome assembly.